Messenger RNA from Jaculus jaculus (lesser Egyptian jerboa), 5903 nucleotides. RefSeq names its product SH3 domain containing ring finger 3 (gene Sh3rf3). Bases 323 to 2965 code for a protein of 880 amino acids. Gene Ontology annotation, molecular function: metal ion binding; protein binding. The transcript has 10 exons. The record is from RefSeq and is a predicted model, not a curated record. Lineage: Eukaryota; Metazoa; Chordata; Mammalia; Rodentia; Dipodidae.
ACAGGUACAGCCAGCGGCGGUCGGCAGGUAUAGCCAGCGGCGGCUGGCAGUGCGUUUAGAAGGCUAGGGCGGGCUCGGCCGCUUGGAGUUGACUCCCCGGUCUGGGAACUCCGGUCCCCGCCACGCAGGCGGGUCGGUCGGCGCUCCACUUUACACGGUGGCAGCCAGAGGCUCAGGCUGUCCGCGCGGAAGAAGGGAGGACCGCGCCUUGCUCUUGGGCGGCGACCACUUGGGCUGGGUCCUGAUGCCUGCUGCCCGCGGCGGGCCCCUCUCCGAACCCCGGACUUAGGCAGCUCCGGUGGCGGGAGCCGGCACCUCCCCCAUGCUGCUUGGAGCGUCCUGGCUGUGCGCGUCCAAGGCGGCCGCCACUGCUGCGCAGAGCGACGGUGACGAGGACAGGCCGGGCGAGCGGCGGCGGCCGCGGGCGCCGGACUCGGGGACCGGAGAGGACAUGGACGAGUCAUCGCUCCUGGACCUGCUGGAGUGCUCCGUGUGCCUGGAGCGUCUGGACACCACCGCCAAGGUGCUGCCAUGCCAGCACACCUUCUGCCGCCGCUGCCUGGAGAGCAUCGUGUGCUCCCGCCACGAGCUGCGCUGCCCUGAGUGUCGCAUCCUGGUGGGCUGCGGUGUGGACGAGCUGCCCGCCAACAUACUGCUGGUGCGCCUGCUGGACGGCAUCCGGCAGAGGCCCCGCGCGGGCACCAGCCCUGGCGGCAGUCCGCCUGCGCGCCCUGGUCCUAGUAUGUCCCCUGGACUCGUGGGCGGCGGGGGCGGCGCGGCUGGCAGCGCCCCUGGCUCCCCGGUCUUCCUCACGGCGGGCGCGGGCAGCGCCACCUCCAGCCUGUGCGAACUGGUGACCAACAGGAGCGCAUCAAUGGUCAAGAAUCUAUCCAAGCUUCCCUAUGGCAAGGCACUCUACAGCUAUGAGGGAAAAGAACCUGGUGACCUCAAGUUCAACAAGGGGGACAUCAUUAUCCUGCGGCGCAAGGUAGAUGAGAACUGGUACCACGGGGAACUGCAGGGCACACAUGGCUUCCUCCCAGCCAGUUACAUCCAGUGUGUCAGGCCCUUGCCGCAGGCCCCACCCCAAGGCAAAGCACUUUAUGAUUUUGAGAUGAAGGACCGAGACCAAGACAAAGAUUGUCUAACCUUCACCAAGGAUGAAGUUUUAACUGUGAUUCGAAGAGUGGAUGAUAACUGGGCAGAAGGCAUGCUAGGAGACAAGAUUGGCAUUUUCCCCCUCCUGUAUGUGGAGCUCAACGACUCGGCCAAGCAGCUCAUUGAGAUGGACAAGCCAUGCCCAAUUGCUGCCACUGCCUAUAGCUGUGAUGCUCCUUUGCCUUCUGACUCCAGCGCAGCAGCCAACGUGGUCUCAAGUCCCACCCUAAGUAGCUUAGGUGCGGUCAGCGCUUUUCAGCGGCGUGUGGACAGCAAGAAGAAUGCCAAGAAGCGCCACUCCUUCACUGCACUCAGUGUGACACACAAAUCCUCGCAGUCUUCCAGCCACCGACACUCCAUGGAAAUUAGUGCUCCCGUGCUGAUCAGUUCCAGUGACCCACGUGCUGCAGCCAGGAUCGGAGAGCUUGCCCAUCUGUCCUGCAUUGCACCCACCCAGGACUCCUCCUCAGCUGGACCCAUCCCCACGGCCAUCCAGCAAGCUGCCACAGUGGCUGGAGAACAGGGCACAUCUCCCAAAGUCCAGCUGCCCCUCAACGUGUAUCUGGCCCUCUAUGCCUACAAGCCCCAGAAGAAUGAUGAACUAGAGCUGCGCAAGGGCGAGAUGUACCGUGUGCUGGAGAAGUGCCAGGACGGCUGGUUCAAGGGGGCUUCACUAAGAACUGGGGUCUCCGGGGUGUUCCCUGGAAACUAUGUGACACCUGUCUCCAGGGUUCCUGGAGGAGGUACUGGGUCACCCCGAAAUAAUGUGCUUGGAGGGUCUCCGCUGGCCAAGGGAAUGGCCACAACCAUGCACCCUGGCGGUGGAAGUCUGAGCAGCCCAGCUACUGUCAACAGGCCUGUCCUUCCCCUCACCACACCACAGUCCCACAUGCAGCACCCAGCUGCCUCCCUGCCAACAGGCAGCUGCCUUCGGCAUACAGCCCAGCCAACAGCCAGCCAGGCACGAGGCACUAUACCAACAGCUGCCCACCCCUCCGCCCAGGCCCAGAAUCGACCAGCUGCCACCGUGUCACCACUGCGCACUCAGAACUCUCCAUCCCACCUGCCCACCACGAGCCUCAGACCCCGUUCUGUGGUGUCCCCACAACAUGGCCAGCAGCCCCCGAUACAGAUGUGCCCCCGGCCAGCCAUCCCCCUCACCUCAGCAGCAUCAGCCAUCACGCCUCCCAAUGUCAGUGCUGCCAACCUCAAUGGCGAGGCUGGAGGGACACCCGUCAGUAGCAUGUCCACAUCCAGCUCCACCAACACAGGGUGCAAGACAGAUGACAAGAAAAAUGAGAAGAAGGAGAAGAAGAGUGGGCUGCUGAAACUGCUAACGGGGGCAUCCACCAAGAAGAAGUCACGCUCCCCGCCAUCCAUCUCUCCAACCCAUGACUCCCUCUUGGCCAUGGAUGUCUCACUGCAGGGUGCCAUAGGCCCUGAAGUGUCUUCAUUAUCCAUCCAUGGCAGAGCCGGCUCCUGCCCCAUAGAGAGCGAGAUGCAGGGGGCCAUGGGGCUGGAGCCACUGCACAGAAAGGCAGGCUCUUUGGAUCUGAAUUUCUCCUCAUCUCCCACUCGGCAAGCACCUUUGUCCAUGGCUGCCAUCCGCCCUGAACCCAAGCCACUGCCCAGAGAAAGGUACCGUGUGGUGGUCUCCUACCCUCCUCAGAGUGAGGCAGAGAUUGAGCUGAAAGAAGGUGACAUUGUCUUCGUGCAUAAGAAGCGUGAGGAUGGCUGGUACAAAGGGACUCUGCAGCGGAAUGGCCGCACAGGCCUCUUCCCUGGCAGCUUUGUGGAGAGUUUCUGAGGGUUGUUGCUCUCACCUGGCUUUUUCAGCCAGGGGAGGAUGCCUAGGAAGCCACAGUGUUAGCAGAAGGAGCUUCAGCACCCAGGGCUGGGGGCUUUUCUGAGGCACCUGUCAACGAUAUCCGGACUAGGGUGGGUGGGGUCCUAAUUGUGGAGGCCGCACUUCCACGUGAACCCUCAACCAAGAGCACACACGGGUGUCCAUCCUUCAAGGCCAUGCUGCUCCUCCGAAUGGGCAAUAGCACAGAAGAAGGUGCUCACAUGGGCAGAUGGGCCACUUCUGUACUAUCCAGCAGCCAAAGUGGAACUAGCUGCCUGUGUAAGGUUUGGAGUCUGGGAGGCUGAAGGGCUGGGCUAUGGGCUGGAGCUGGCAGUGCUGGGGAGAAUUUUUCCCUGCUGCCCUGGGAUUCACCUCUCUAUAUACCUCAGACACCAGCCACCUGGCCCCUCAGCAAGAGUAUUUAUGAUCCGGGGGCCUCAUAUGAGUCUAGAGAGUCCCUCACGAUGUGCUAGACAAGUCUUGUUGGGGACUGGAGCACAAUCCUUGUGGAUUUGUUUCCUGCCAGGAUUAUAAGCAACACCUAUUAGUUUCAACACCACUGUCCCUGUACAUUGCUUCAUUUUGAUGACAUCUUUUUAAUGUACAACCCUUAGAUUUUAUAUAUUUCUAAUAGGUAUAAGUCAGACAUUGCCUAUUUUUCAUACAUCUGGUGCUGCCUUUUUGUAAAACUAGUAAUGACUUGAGUGAGCUUGAAAGACAAAAUGUCUGAGGUGGCAUCAAAGGAGAGUUUUAUAUACUUACCAUGUGAAGUUUGAAGCACACUGGGGAGCCUCUGUCCUCAACAUCAGAGUGUUGGCCAGUGCUCGGUGGGGUGAAUAUGAGGUUGUAGGUAGUUGGAAACAUCUGAUAUCUUUAAACUCUUACCCAAAUCCCAAGCUUUGUCUAGACAGAGAUAAUUUAUGAUUCAAGAGCUGAAAACAUACCAAGGAAAUACAACUGCCCUUUUGUGUGGCAGUAAAAACACACAAGCUGAUUCUGGCCUAGGGUAGGAGAAAGUUCUUUUGGUGCCUGCAGAGACAAUGACUAACAAUUAUCAUACUCAAAACAUAAUUUGGAAGCUGGGAAGAUGGCUCAGCAGGUAAGAGCACUUUCUAAGUAAGCAUGUGAGCCUAAAUUUGAUCCCCAAUUGAGAGAAAGAGAGAGAGAGAGAGAGAGAGAGAGAGAGAGAGAGAGAGAGAGAGAGGAAGGAAAACAUGAAUUCUUGCUUCAAAAUACAGUUUUUUUCAAAGCUCAGGUUACUACCUUGCAAAAGAGUUUUUUUUCCUCUUAAAAACCAACUUCCCACAUCAAGCCAGGCAAAAUUGCAUCUGCUAGAGAGCAAAGGCACUAUGAGCACAUGGUCUGGUCCAUGGCUUACAGAUGCGCAGAGUCUAGGGGUGCUGAAAAGUGAGAGCAGAAGGUCCACCUUGACUCUGGGGCUUUCUGGUUUCAUUAGACAUGUAACAACUCACUUCCCAAAAGCUAGCCUGAAGGGCCUUUCAGAAGGUAUGAUAUUCACGCUAUUAAAAUAGUUUUUAUCAUCUCAAAAAUGAUUUGGGAUCCUUUAUGUAUAUUUUUACAAAAUCCUCCAGACCUAAGUUAAGUUGAAUAAGUAGUCUUUGGUAGUAGUGGCUAGCACUAACUUUCAGACAUGCCACACAUGACAGAAACGCAUCUCUUGUCUGACAUGAAGCCUUUGAAAUAGACUUAUCUGAAGAUAACUUCCCAUUUGGGGACAUAAGUUGACUAAUUAUGACUGCCACAUGGCUGCCACAUGGAAGCAAAUUUUUUCCACCCUCUAGAUGAUCAUGGACUUACCGGACCUGAGAACUUUUUAUGAAUCAAAGGGAAACUGAAACUCUGGUUUAAGCACAAGGAAUCUGGUUGCUGACAACCAGAAGGUUAUUGCUAAAUUACUUCCCCACCUGUGCACAAAAGACCUAUGUAUGUUUAAAUUCAGGCUGUCAAAAAGAAAAACGGUGCACAGAUUUACACUCUGGGUGAGACAUGUUUCCCAGAUAAUAAAAAUAUAGUCUUUUCCUUUUCCCUUAAAUGAGGGCAUCUCCCAACCAAUAGAAAGGACCAACUCUGGCUCAUUUUCCUCUCAGCUGCUGCCCACAUGUGUUCAUAGUGGGAAUGUGCCCGGCCACUUAGUGAUGAUUAGUAGGGGAUAGUCUAAUAGAAAGCUGGGACACAUAUCAAGGUACCAUUAGAAAACCCCAGUUGUCCCCUCUCCUAGCAGAAUCAGGAGUGGGCAUUGAGGGAAAUGAGGGAACUGAGGCCCUGGAGCUCAUUCGCAAGUAAAAGUGGGGCUCCUUAAAAUACAAGACCAGCCUCAUGUAUUGUCGGAGUAUUUUGAACAUUAUCCAGCCCUUUGGCCUUCAACACCAUACAAUCCACAGGCAAGAGCAGAAAAGAAGUUCAUUUUCUCUAGCCACCUUUCUUCUCAAGGACAUAUGUCUUGGCAACCAAGAUGAGGCCAGAGCCUCAUCUGGAGCCUUCACAUUCCGUAUCUAUGACAUGUACUUCUAAGUUGUGCAGUGGUAUUUGAUAGUCAAAAUUAUUUUCUUUGAAUAGCAAAGUAUAGUUCAGAGUCCUGAGUGAGGUCGGAAGUCACCAAGAUGAUAGGACAUCCCAGCCCCCAGAGGUCUGAAAGAGGAAGGGUAGCAAACAGGAUGGCAGUAGGGUAUGAAUGCCUUGCUGGGCACCACAAAACUAUUGCAGUCGACCAAAGUAUAAGAAAACCCUUAUACUUCCAUGUGUGUGCACAUGCAUGUGCACACACAUACACACAGUAUUUCUGUUAUGUACCAAUGUCUAUGUGAUUUUGGAAGAAUUGGCAUUGGUGACAAAUUAUGAUGCCUGUGUUUCCGAGUCUUUAAAUAAAAAUGAACCUGGA